UCUCAACUGUGGACACCCUGAUCGCUAAUCUAAGAUCUCAUCUACUUCCCAACGGGCGCACAAGCACAGUUCGCCUCCCUCCCCUCACAGCAUCAUCUGUUUUACGGUUCUUAUCCUGCGCAAGUGGGCCUCAAGCUUUCCGUGCUGUGCCGUUUCAUCCAGUCAGACCUGAUUCCAUCGGUGUCUCAUCCAUGGGUGUUCCAGGAACCCUAACGCCCAUGAGCGGCGUCGCUGAAAUCGUCGGCAGUUGAGCCUAACCAUUCUUUCGCCAGUUUGGUACGUCAAGUUCGCUUAUGGCAACUCUUAUUUCAUAAUAUCGUUUUCCCAUUCCAUCGGAAUCCCGCAGAUGUUACGCUGUCGCUGCUGCUGCUGUCACCUCUCGCCUGCUGGCCAGCUCGCAUCACCAUCAUGGCCGUGGAUCGGUCAUUAGAAGUACGAGCAGUAGCUGCUGUCUUCUUUGCAUUGGCGUCUGUGACGACGAUUCUACGAUGCUAUGUCCGCCUGGCAGUUGUCAAGGCGUUUGGGUGGGAUGAUGGAGUUAUGGUUCUGGCAUUGCUCUUCUACGCCAUGUUCUCAGGCUGCAUGAUCGGAGGCAGUCUAUACGGUACAGGGAAACACUUGACCGAGUUAACCAAUCACCAGCGGACGACCGCAAUGGAGUACUGGUUCUACUGCGACAUCGGCUACGCCCUUGCUUCCAUCCUGUGCAAGAUAUCCGUCAGCAUCUUCAUCCUGCGCGUGACCAUCGACCGAACCCACCGGAUAACCGUCUGCCUCGUCGGAGGAAUUGUCGUCAUCGCCGGUCUCAUCUUCUUCAUUAUGGUCCUCGUGCAAUGCCACCCCAUGUCGUACUUCUGGAACCAAUUAUCCACCGCAUACAAAGGUUCCGGAUCUUGCAUGAACAUGCACAUCAUUGUGGGCGGAUUAUACGCCUUUAGCGCCUCCUCUGCGCUUUUCGACCUCACUAUCGCUAUUCUUCCGAUCCUGCUAGUCCGAAAACUCAACAUGAAGCGUGAUGUUAAAUUUGCUGUCGCUGGACUGUUGGGUAUGGCUUGCGUUGCCUCCAUCGCCGUCUUCAUCCGCAUCCCCUACAUCCACACCCUCUACAGCGUCGACUACCUCUGGGCAACAACCCCCAUAGCAAUCUGGUCCAACAUCGAAACUGGCCUGGGCAUCUUCGCCGGUAGCAUGGCAACCCUCCGACCAAUCCUCCGGAAAUUCAAUCCCUCGACCCGUGGCCAUGAAUACACCUCCGAUCCGUGGCCGAGCACCCGCAACAAGCAACGUAACUUCUCCGUCCCGCUCCGCUCCCUCGACACCAGCACUACGCGAACACCACCUUCUGAAUUCGACGAUCGCAUGGCGAUACAAGGCCACGAUGAGCGGUUAUAUGGGACGACGAUGUAUAGUGUUGAGACGGGGGAGAGGGUGGAUGCGGAUGUGGAUGUGGUUGACGGUGGGGAGAGUGGGCAUGGGCAUGGUGGCAGGGUCGAUGAGUAUCCGAUAUUGCCUAAGAAUGGGGCUACGGUUAACGGUGGUGGAAAUGGGAUCGGGAUGAAGUUUCCCGGGAUUAUCAGUGUUAGGAGGGAGGUGUUGGUCACGACUUCUGCUUAGAGAAAUUUUUUUCCUUCUUGUGGUUUUUGUUCUCGUUCUUGGUUUUUGGAUGGGUUGGGUUGGCAUCGG
Aspergillus eucalypticola CBS 122712 is the source of this 1683-nucleotide messenger RNA. RefSeq names its product polytopic membrane protein. The record is from RefSeq and is a predicted model, not a curated record. Bases 409 to 1614 code for a protein of 401 amino acids. NCBI's taxonomy places the organism in Eukaryota, Fungi, Ascomycota, Eurotiomycetes, Eurotiales, Aspergillaceae. The transcript is spliced from 5 exons.